AUGCGCUACGACGAUUGGGACGUGAUCCUCUUCCCUAAGGACUCUCAUGUACCCAUACAGGAGUUCAAGACCGCCUGCUAUGUCUCACCUGAGGAGUAUGGCCGCCAGUUGCCCACUUUGACCUCUUAUAUCAGCACUCUCCCGCCGUCCACACCGUUCCGUAUCUCCGUACACUCGUGGGCCACCGCAUCGAAAGCCUCGGCACUGAUCGAGUCUCGACGAAAGGCGAACCAGAAGGUUGUGUACACAGUUCAGGUGGUCGUUGAUGGGGCUAGAGUCUUGUGA
Molecule: messenger RNA, 285 nt
Organism: Alternaria infectoria
Lineage: Eukaryota; Fungi; Ascomycota; Dothideomycetes; Pleosporales; Pleosporaceae
Exons: 2
Coding region: 1-285 (94 amino acids)
Source: RefSeq, a predicted model, not a curated record